Messenger RNA from Capronia epimyces CBS 606.96, 801 nucleotides. RefSeq lists its product as uncharacterized. The record is from RefSeq and is a predicted model, not a curated record. The transcript has a single exon. Gene Ontology annotation, molecular function: peroxiredoxin activity. NCBI's taxonomy places the organism in Eukaryota, Fungi, Ascomycota, Eurotiomycetes, Chaetothyriales, Herpotrichiellaceae. Bases 1 to 801 code for a protein of 266 amino acids.
AUGUCGGCCUCUACGUCUGCUUCUGUUUCUGCCUCUCCAUCUCCAGAAGAUCUCAAGCGACAAUUUCUCCAGGGAAACAACACAUGGACGCAAGGCUGGGAGGAUCUUCUUCGGCUGGACCCGGUCCUCUUUGAGCGGUACAUGAGGAUGCACAAUGUGCCGCAGUCCCGGCAACACUUGUCGCUCAAGGAGCAGGAAUUCAUCUGGAUUGCAGUUCAAGCUUGCAGCACCACGGCAUAUUCGCCAGGCGUGCGGGCGCAUAUCAAGGCAGCGCUGGCCGUGGGAGCGACCCAGGAGGAGAUCAUGGAGGUCAUCGGCAUGACCAGCCUGGUCGGCAUUCACACGGUGACCCAAGCAGUCCCCAUUCUGUUCGAGGUACUCCAAGACCAGGGCAAAGAAGACCUGAUUCCUGCGCUGGAGAAUGACCCCCGCCGCGAGGCCAUCAAGCAAGACUUCAUCCAGAGGCGCAAGUUCUGGACCGACACCUGGAAUCCCGUGUUACGGCUCGACCCGGAUUUCUUCGAGGCCUACAUGAGCUUCUCAUCCCUGCCCAACAGCCGCAAUGUGAUCGAGCCCAAGAUCCGCGAGCUCAUUUACUGCGCGUUCGAUGCGUCAACCACGCACCUCUACAAUCGGGGCACCAAGAUUCACAUGCGCAACGCCGUGCAGCUCGGAGCUACCCCCGAACAAAUCAUGGACAUGCUGGAGAUUGUCAGCUUUGUCGGUAUGAAUGGCGUGCUAGAUGGGGCCAGUCUUCUGGCACAGGAGGUGCUGGCUACGGAGGCCGAAUCCAAGAUCUGA